Mixia osmundae IAM 14324 is the source of this 3846-nucleotide messenger RNA. RefSeq lists its product as uncharacterized. Gene Ontology annotation, biological process: regulation of DNA-templated transcription; sexual reproduction. Gene Ontology annotation, cellular component: Tec1p-Ste12p-Dig1p complex; nucleus; Ste12p-Dig1p-Dig2p complex. The record is from RefSeq and is a predicted model, not a curated record. Gene Ontology annotation, molecular function: DNA-binding transcription factor activity. The transcript is spliced from 19 exons. Bases 1 to 3846 code for a protein of 1281 amino acids. NCBI's taxonomy places the organism in Eukaryota, Fungi, Basidiomycota, Mixiomycetes, Mixiales, Mixiaceae.
AUGGCUACUUCACCUACCAAGCCUAAGCCCCUGCCGUUCAUCUACCAAUUUGCGGCGGGUGCAAUAGCAGGCGUGACCGAGCUACUAUGUCUUUAUCCUCUAGACGUCGUCAAGACACGUAUACAGCUGCAAGGAGGUAGCAAAGCAGGAGGAACGCAGUACAAUGGCAUGGUGGACUGCUUCCGCAAGAUCAUCGCAGAAGAGGGAUUCGGGCGGUUAUAUAGAGGGCUGAUCCCGCCCCUCAUGCUCGAGGCGCCCAAGCGAGCAGUCAAAUUCGCAGCGAAUGAUUUUUGGGGCAAAACGUACAAGACUGCUUUUGACACGAACGAGAUGACGAGAGGAUUGUCUGUCUUGACGGGAUGUACUGCAGGCGCGACCGAGUCCAUCGUCGUCGUUCCUUUCGAGCUUGUCAAGAUCAGGCUGCAAGACAAGGCAUCUGCUUCACUUUACUCUGGACCGAUGGACGUCGUCAGCAAGAUCGUCAAGAAUGAAGGUCUGCUCGGUCUCUACGGCGGUCUGGAACCGACGUUCUGGCGGCACGUCUCCUGGAAUGGUGGCUACUUUGGCUGCAUUCACUCGGUCAGACAGAUGAUGCCCAAAGCAACGACAAAGUCAAGCGAAUUGAGAAACAACUUUAUCUCGGGCUCGAUUGGUGGCUUCGUAGGAACGCUCAUCAACACGCCAUUCGAUGUCGUCAAAUCACGUGUGCAAAAUUCGCCCAAGGUGGCUGGACAAGUCCCCAAAUACAAUUGGACCUUCCCCGCAUUGGCCACGAUUGCGCGAGAAGAGGGCACGGCGGCGUUAUGGUCAGGAUUCGCCCCAAAGGUGCUCCGAUUGGCACCGGGCGGAGGCGUCUUGCUCGUGACCGUGGAAUUUUGCCUGGAAGCGUUCAGGAAGGCGCUCGGACCGCCCUACGUCUUGACCCUGGGAGGAGGUAAACGCAAGCUUGGGGCCAGGCGCAGUCGAGGAGACAUCACCCGUGCAUCAAGUCAUACACAACAGACGACCCUGACACGCUCCCGCCUGGACAAAGGCGUGGAUCUGACGAGCUGCGACCUGCAAUCUUGCCAGAGCGAGCGCUUGUUGCCGUGCAACGAGCGAGGAGAAAUCUAUCUGCUUGACGACAUCGCGAGGAGAUCACACCCUGACUACACUGCACGGGACAGCAACCCAAAGGGGUCACAACCGAUGACGGCGUUGACACAGCUUCAACAGAGCUACUCGCUCUUGCUCAACGCACAAAGGCUCGACUCGCCUAUCGACCCAUCCCGGACGCUGUCUGCGAUCGGCUACAUACCCACCCAUAAGACGAGACCGUCUCUUGAUCGACCGAUACCCCUCGUCGUUGACGUGCAAUCAACUGACGACGGCGACCAGACGAUGGCUGUCUCGCUUCAGACGGGCUCGAUUGUCACCAGUCUCAUGCCGUCACCGAACGGUCAGGAUGUCACUCUCCUACAGGCUGAGACGCACGUCGCCGUCCAGGAUCAGCUCGACUCCAACCCGGCUGCAGGCGGUCGUACACCUCAAGAGCUCCUUGACGCCGUCACGAAGCUCAAGUUCUUCUUGGCGACCGCGCCCGGCUCGUUCGACCAAUCUGCCAUCGACCUCAAUGAGAUACAGAACAACGAUGCACGGCGUCUCAAUCGCUUCUUGCUGCCCACCGGCGAGUUCGUCUCCUGCGUCCUCUGGAACGGUCUAUACCACAUCACCGGCACCGACAUCGUUCGCGCGCUCCACUUUCGUUUCCUCGCCUUUGGCCGGCCUGUCCGCAACUCCAAGAAGUUCGAAGAAGGCAUCUUCUCCGAUCUCCGCAACCUCAAGUCUGGCACAGAUGCCUGUCUAGAAGGUCCCAAGUCCGAGUUCCUCGAGCUGCUGUUCAAGUACAACUGUAUCCGGACACAGAAGAAACAAAAGGUCUUCUACUGGUUCUCCGUCCCUCACGAUCGUCUCUUCCUCGACGCUCUCGAUCGUGACCUCAAGCGCGAAAAGCUGGGCACAGAACCAACGACAGAGGCAGUCGCCGAGCCAGCGCUCAGCUUCACCUACGAUCCCACCAAGAGCUUGCAUGAUCAAUUCAUUCGCUCGCAAAAGACGCCUGAUCAAGAUCAGCUGCCUCUUGCUGACGAUGGCGGUUCAUCUGCGGAGAUCAGCAGCUCCGUCACUUUACCCGCGCCAUCUGUCUCUACACCUUUGCUCAACUCUGCUCGCGCGGUCACUGAAGGCUCGAGCGCUAGCCCAGCUGGCGGACAGGCUCUGUCUGUCAAGGAGGAGCCAUCAGGCUCGCUCAAAGCGAUACCCAAUCCUGCCGUCAGCAGUGUCCUGGGCUCCUUCUCUCUCUUUGAAGGCUCGCCCAACUACAAGCAACGUCGCAAAACGGGCACGAAGCGCACUCGCGAUGAACACGAUCCGCAUUCUGCCCGCUCAUCGCCGCAAGGCCACGAGUCGCCAGACGAUCGUUUCCGUCAAUCGAGCUUUGAGGGAUACGGUCACCAGCAGCAGCAGCAGCAUCAUCUUCAUCAGCAUCAUGGACAUCACCAUGGCAUGUCUCUACCCAUGUCUUACUCGCCUGUUCCCAUGGCGUCGCCCCAACUACGUGGCUACAUGUAUCAUCACCACAUGCCGCCCUACCCGUCUCCCGAAGGCGCAUAUGUUCCUAUGCUACCCGCUCCUCCCAUGACAGCGCCAGGCUACUCGCACGGGCCCGAGUUACCUCUGCUCAAUACGUCCAUCUCGUCGGCCUCGUGUGCAUCACCCGGCUCGGCUGUGCGAUCGUAUGUCUGUCCGCUUCAAGCUUGCGGUCGGCUUUUCAAGCGACUCGAGCAUCUCACUCGUCAUGUUCGCACGCAUACCCUAGAAAAGCCUUACGUCUGCACACAAUGCGACAAGCGCUUCGCCAGGCAGAUAUCUGCUGAUGCCCAACGCAGAUCGGACAACUUGUCGAUACAUGCUAAAGUGCACGAAAAGGCCGAGCGGGAGAAUGCUGCCGAGGUGGUCGACGAGACCCACUACGAAGGCGAGGAAACACAAGAGCAACUCCAAAAGGUCGUCGAUGCUUUCGAGGGAGGUGCUCAGCGUCCGCCUAGGGACAACGAGUCUGUCGUUGACGGGCGAGAUGAUGCGAGCGAAGCGUCGAGCGCGCGAUCGCCCGACCACCAGCGCCCACGGAAACUACUUCGUACUCAGACUGCCCCCUCAUCUGGCACUUCCUACGGCCUUGGCCUACAUUUUUCGGCUCCUGCAUCGGCGGGACUGGGCCCAUCGCUUCAACAAGCGCAAGCGGAACGCUAUCAGAGCGAGCAGCCUGUCAGCUCGCCACGACAGAAAGUUGAUUCCGCUACUUUUGGCAAUUACCGUCAAGCCUCGAUGGAUCCCCAGCAUGGCUUCUCGAACCUGACGCCUCUCUUCCCGGAACGCCGACAUCGGUCUCUGACGCCCAAUGUCAAUCGACUGCCGAGCUACGGUCGCUCGCUGCUUGCCGGGGGGCCAUAUACGCCUUACCGCUAUUCUGCCUACUCAGCGAUGCCACCGCAGCCUCCGGCGUAUGGUGAGCCUGUCUCGGGCUGGUCUGGCAUGCCAGCAUUGCCGCAGCAGCAGGAGGCCUCGCAUCCCCAUGCUCAGUUGCAGCGAGAGUGGCCAGCCCAGCCGCAGCAACAACUGAAUAGUCCCCUCAGCAGGCAACUCACCGAAUCUCAACCUGCUGCGAGCAACGAGCCAAACGGGAUCAUGCCACCGCCCUCGCUCGGCCGAUCGACGCAGCAUCCUCGAUCGUUCUCUGAUCAUGGCAGUGCUUUCAGUUACCCGCACCAACAGCCCAGUGUCAGCAUGGCAGAGAUGGUGCUCUAA